GGCGAUAACAAACUGAGCGGCAGAGGCGGCCGUAGCCGCGAGCGAAAGCUUCUCUGUGUACAAAUCGACUUCCAUCGAUGCCACUCGUCGGUAGCCCUCGCCACGGCCCGCCGCUGAAGCUCGCCGGCCGCGCCCAGCGCCGGCCUCCGCCCCGCGCCAUUGCGCCCAAAUGCGACAUCUCCUCCCCUCCUCCGCGCCUAACCAGGAGAGCUGUUUCCGCCGCCUCCCUGCUCCUCACCGCCCUCCCUUUCCCCGCCUCGUCACCGCAACUCCCCGUGGCCUCCGCAUCGGAAACGGAGGCAGAAGUCGGGGGAGGAGAAGGAGGCGCACCGGCGCUGGAGUUGGAGCGGUACACGGACCAGGACCAGGGGUUCACCCUCCUGAAGCCCGCCUCAUGGCCCAAGGUGGAAAAGGCGGGCGCGACGGCGCUGUUUCAGCAAGAGGGGAAGGGGAGUAACAACAUUGGGGUCGUCGUCAACCCUGUUCGCCUCUCCUCGCUGACGGAUUUCGGCACACCGCAGUUCGUCGCGGACAGGCUUCUACAGGCAGAGAAGAAAAAGGAAAGUACCAAAUCCGCAGAGGUGAUUUCUACCGGAGAGAGAUCAGGUCGCGAUGGCCUGACAGUAUACGAAAUCGAGUACUCAUUGGAUAGCACCAGGGGAGGGAUGAAGCGGAUCUUCUCGGCAGCGUUUGUUGCUUCUAGAAAGCUCUAUCUGCUCAAUGUAGCCUACUCUGAUACUGAGGAGAAGCCCUUGGACAAGCAGACUAGACUUGUUUUGGAGGAAGUCCUUCAUUCCUUUGAUUCUGUAUAGUUUCUUUCUCUUAACAAGAGAUGUAUCAUGUGUGUCUCCCUGUCUUAUUCCUACAAACUUCGACCCUAACAUAAGCUUUUUUACAUUGAUUUGUAAAAAGAGUUAUAAAAGGUUACAAAUGUUCUUCUCCAACACAAUUCGAAAUGUUAUUAGUUUCUUUCA
Messenger RNA from Triticum urartu, 974 nucleotides. Its product is annotated as Photosystem II reaction center PsbP family protein. Gene Ontology annotation, biological process: photosynthesis. Gene Ontology annotation, cellular component: extrinsic component of membrane; photosystem II; photosystem II oxygen evolving complex. NCBI's taxonomy places the organism in Eukaryota, Viridiplantae, Streptophyta, Magnoliopsida, Poales, Poaceae. Gene Ontology annotation, molecular function: calcium ion binding. The record is from RefSeq and is a predicted model, not a curated record.